CUCCUGCCCGCCCCCUGCGCCACCCCCUCGGGAUCUGAAUAGGCUUCGUUCCUCUCGGAACGCGCCGCAGAACCCGGUUCCGGUGACGACUGCAGCGUUCGCAUCUCAGUCCACCCGCCAGCCCAUCGCCCUCCGCCGCCGCACCCCACAAACCCGCCCCCUUCUGUGCCAGGAACCUGCUACCACCAGCACCAUGCCCUACCAAUACCCAGCACUGACCCCAGAGCAGAAGAAGGAGCUGUCUGAGAUAGCUCGCCGCAUUGUGGCUCCGGGCAAGGGCAUCCUGGCAGCAGAUGAGUCCACUGGAAGCAUUGCCAAGCGGCUGCAGUCCAUUGGCACUGAGAACACCGAGGAGAAUCGGCGCUUCUACCGCCAGCUGCUGCUGACUGCUGAUGACCGUGUGAAUCCCUGCAUUGGGGGUGUCAUCCUCUUCCAUGAGACACUCUACCAGAAGGCGGAUGAUGGGCGUUCCUUCCCCCAAGUCAUCAAAUCCAAGGGUGGUGUUGUGGGCAUCAAGGUAGACAAGGGUGUGGUGCCCCUGGCGGGAACCAACGGCGAGACCACCACCCAAGGGCUGGAUGGGCUGUCUGAGCGCUGUGCCCAGUAUAAGAAGGAUGGAGCUGACUUUGCCAAGUGGCGCUGUGUGCUGAAGAUUGGGGAACACACCCCCUCAUCUCUUGCCAUCAUGGAAAAUGCCAAUGUUCUGGCCCGUUAUGCCAGCAUCUGCCAGCAGAAUGGCAUCGUGCCCAUUGUGGAACCUGAGAUCCUUCCUGAUGGGGACCAUGACUUAAAGCGCUGUCAGUAUGUAACUGAGAAGGUUCUGGCUGCUGUCUACAAGGCUCUGAGUGACCACCACAUUUACCUGGAAGGCACCUUGCUGAAGCCCAACAUGGUCACCCCAGGCCAUGCCUGCACCCAGAAGUACUCCCAUGAAGAGAUUGCCAUGGCAACUGUCACAGCACUGCGUCGCACAGUGCCCCCUGCCGUCCCUGGAAUCACCUUUCUGUCUGGAGGACAGAGUGAGGAGGAGGCAUCUAUCAAUCUCAAUGCCAUCAACAAGUGUCCCCUGCUGAAGCCAUGGGCUCUGACCUUCUCCUAUGGCCGAGCCUUGCAGGCCUCUGCUCUGAAGGCCUGGGGUGGGAAGAAGGAGAACAUGAAGACCGCCCAGGAGGAGUACAUCAAGCGAGCCCUGGCCAACAGCCUCGCCUGUCAAGGAAAGUACACCCCAAGUGGUCAGGCCGGGGCUGCAGCCAGCGAGUCCCUCUUCGUCUCUAACCAUGCCUACUAAGCUGAGGCAUUCUCAGGCUGCCCCCUCAACACUCCAGGCCCCUGCUCACACACACUCUUCAGGAGGGGGCCACAUGGGGCUCCAGGCUCUUUCCCAUCACUCUUGCCUCCCUCGUGACUUUGGUGUGUGGUGUUUGUGUGCGCUAACUCCAUCGCCCCUUCCAGCCCACUGCCAAUAAACAACUAUUUAAGGGGGA
Marmota flaviventris (yellow-bellied marmot) is the source of this 1484-nucleotide messenger RNA. RefSeq names its product aldolase, fructose-bisphosphate A (gene Aldoa). Gene Ontology annotation, molecular function: fructose-bisphosphate aldolase activity. Gene Ontology annotation, biological process: glycolytic process. The record is from RefSeq and is a predicted model, not a curated record. NCBI's taxonomy places the organism in Eukaryota, Metazoa, Chordata, Mammalia, Rodentia, Sciuridae.